This is a messenger RNA of Pocillopora damicornis (cauliflower coral), 806 nucleotides long. Its product is annotated as protein MNN4-like. Lineage: Eukaryota; Metazoa; Cnidaria; Anthozoa; Scleractinia; Pocilloporidae. The record is from RefSeq and is a predicted model, not a curated record.
GGAAAAAGAAAAGCACACGUUCAAAUGACUUGAAGGACAAGGGAACAAGGUGACGAAGAGAAGAAGAAACAAAGAACGAAGAGAAGAAGGAAAGAAGGGAAGGGGAGACGCAGGGUCAAAAGGCCAAGGCGACGAAGAGAUGAAGAGACGAAGGGACGAAGAGACAAAGAGACGAAGAGAAAAGGGACCAAGAGACGAAGGAACAAGGGACGAAGAGAAGGGAAGUGGAGACGCAGGGUCAAAAGGCCAAGGCGACGAAGAGAUGAAGAGACGAAAGGACGAAGAGACAAAGAGACGAAGAGAAAAGGGACCAAGAGAAAAGGGACCAAGAGACGAAGGAACAUGGGACGAAGAGAAGGGAAGUGGAGACGCAGGUCAAAAGGCCAAGGCGACGAAGACACGAAGAGACGAAGGGACGAAGAGACAAAGAGACGAAGAGAAAAGGGACCAAGAGACGAAGAGUAAGAGACGAAACAAGCAAGGCACCAAAUGACGAACGGACCGAAGGCGACCGAGGGGUGAAAGAAAGAAGACACGAAUUAACGACGGAACGAGGGACGAAGAGACGAAGAAGAAAAGACACGAAACGAGAGGGUCACGGAAUGACGAACGGACUGAACACGACCGGACUGAAGGCAAACGACAGGUGAAAGAAAGAAGAGACGAAUUGGCGACGGAAAGAUGCAAUGAUAUGACGAAGACAGAUUAAAGUGACAAAGGGAAGAAGGAAAGAUGAACGAGAGAACAAGAAAACGAAAGGAAAAGUUACAGAGGAACGCGGGGAGAACCAGAAAACGAAAGGACAA